This is a messenger RNA of Drosophila bipectinata, 765 nucleotides long. It is a transcript of the gene or, whose product is annotated as AP-3 complex subunit sigma-2 or. Gene Ontology annotation, biological process: Golgi to vacuole transport; intracellular protein transport. NCBI's taxonomy places the organism in Eukaryota, Metazoa, Arthropoda, Insecta, Diptera, Drosophilidae. Gene Ontology annotation, cellular component: intracellular membrane-bounded organelle; membrane coat; AP-3 adaptor complex. The record is from RefSeq and is a predicted model, not a curated record.
CCCUGGCUGAAAACGAAAACAGCUGGCUGGUUUAAACGCAAUCUGAAAAUGAUUAAAGCUAUUCUUGUUUUUAAUAACCACGGGAAGCCUAGGCUUUCCAAAUUUUACCAGUAUUUUGAUGAAAGUCUGCAGCAGCAAAUCAUAAAGGAAACUUUUCAGCUGGUGUCCAAACGGGAUGACAAUGUUUGCAACUUUCUCGAAGGCGGUAGCUUGAUUGGUGGAUCAGACUAUAAGCUCAUCUAUCGUCAUUAUGCCACGCUGUACUUUGUAUUCUGCGUUGACUCCUCGGAGAGUGAAUUGGGAAUCCUCGAUCUUAUCCAGGUCUUUGUCGAGACCCUUGACAAGUGCUUCGAAAAUGUCUGCGAACUGGACUUGAUAUUCCAUGCAGAUGCAGUUCAUCACAUCCUUUCAGAACUGGUAAUGGGCGGAAUGGUGCUGCAAACCAAUAUGAAUGACAUUAUGGCCAGGAUCGAGGAGCAGAAUAAGCUGGUUAAGCAGGAGGCCGGAAUAUCGGCAGCGCCUGCUCGGGCUGUAAGCGCUGUGAAGAGUAUGAACAUUCCUCAACAAAUCAAAGACAUAAAGUUACCUGACCUGCCACAGGCAAUCAAGGACUUUAAGUUCUGACAAAUUUUUUCGAGAAUUUCCAACAGCAGUCGUAGCACUCUCUGGAUUGUUGUACCGUUAAUGUUAAGCUUCAUUGAUUCAAUGUAUCUCCCCUUACUGAAUAAAUAUACCGAAUAAUUUAAAUACCAACAUAGAAAGUGA